UUUCAUACAGAGACUUAACGAGCGAGAUGCGAAUUUUGUGGAUUGUAGCUAUAUCGGUCUCGUGGCAAUUUUCAGACGCCUAUUUUUUUAUGCCCAAAUUUCUGUGUAUUCCACCAUUUGUGGCCAUUAAUGGAAGCUGCCUCAUUCCCACCACCACAAAACCGUUGAUCCCGCCCUGUUCGAAGAACCCUCAAAACUCAACGGUACUUCCGGAAAAUCCUGAAAUAGUUACGGUUACUCCCCCGGAUUUAUUACCGGAAGAUGGCGAUAGUAUCGGAGAAAACAUUGCUAAAGAUAAAGAGCCUUCCCUUCCUAUCAAAGUUCCAGCUGUUCCCAGUGAAAAUGAAGUAUCAACUGAAAGUUCAGUAAAUACUUCAAGUCCGGCACCCGACGACACCAUUAUUAGUAAUCCGGAAAUUAUACCACCAAGUAAACAUGUCAACUCGAGCGAAAUUUUAACAAAUCCUGGGCAGGAAACAGAUGGAAGCCAACACCCGGGAAAAGGAACUACAUUAAAACCGAUUGUUCCUGAUGCAAAUAAAGUAUCUACUGAGAGUUCAGCUAAUACAACAAAUUUGGAUCCCAAUGACAACAUUAUUAAGAAGCCGGAAGUAUCCGACCAAAACCCAAUUUCGGAAAACCCUACGAGAAACAAAACAGAUUCUGAAUCAAACAAAAUUAUCGGUGAGGAUUUAUUACCUGAACACGUGGGAAAUCAAACCAAGCCAUCGAGCAAUUCCUCAACUAACAUAACUGGUACAACGCCGGGAAAUCCACCAACGAAUCCCAUAAUUUCUGGCACAGAUAAUUUGGGCAACGUUAUUUUGCCUCCGAUUUCAGGAGGAAGUGUCGGAGGUCUUCCGAUAACUCCUUCAAUUCCUGAUACAGAUGAAAUAGCCAGUGGUAUCUCACCAGGAAUACCAUUACCAGGGAAUUUGAGUCUUCCAAAAGAUCCUUCGAUGCCCGAAAUUCCUGACACAGAAAAAUUGAUUAAUGAUAUAUUACCAAGCGGAAGGCCGCCAAAAGUGUCUUUGAAUAAUCCAGAGGAAAUAUCAAAAAUCCCGGCAAUAAAUCCCAUAACUCCUGAUACGGGUAAAGUAAUACCAUUGCCUGGGAAUUCGAGUCAUCCAACUAUGACCCCAAUAACUGAGGUUGGAUCAGAAACUCAUCCAAUAGUUCCAACACAUCCAACAGAUAAUUUGGUAGGUCCUCCAAAAAUCCCCCCACACGAGGUGCCUGGGCUAAAACCGCCGAUUCCUCCAAAAAUUCCUGAAACGAAUCAUUUGGUAAAUGGUAGUUUACCCUCCGGAGACUUGAUUGAUAAAUAUAACCCACCUAAAAUUCCCGAAAUUCCUGAUACUGAUGAACUAAUAAAUCGCUUAUUACCAACCCAACGGCCGACUCAAAUACCAUUGCCUGGGAUACCUGAGUUAAAGCCGCCGAUACCUCCACCACCUCCCUCUAAAAUUGAAUUACCUAAGAUGCCGAAGAUAAUUGAACCCCAAAUUCCGAUUCCCAAAUUGAUUAGACCUGAAGACCUAUAUCCGAAAUAUACAAAUAUCCAACCGCUUUUACCCAAGGACAUAAAGCCAUAUAAUUUCACCGGUGUUUAAAAACUGAUGUAUUUUUAUAAAAUCAAACCUGGUUUAGUUGUGCAUUGAGGGCGAGAAUAAAUGCAUAUUCAAAUGCUUUAUUUGAUCCUUACCAUA
Messenger RNA from Drosophila erecta, 1709 nucleotides. RefSeq names its product leucine-rich repeat extensin-like protein 5. The record is from RefSeq and is a predicted model, not a curated record. Bases 27 to 1613 code for a protein of 528 amino acids. NCBI's taxonomy places the organism in Eukaryota, Metazoa, Arthropoda, Insecta, Diptera, Drosophilidae. The transcript is spliced from 16 exons.